AUGCCUCUCCUUCGAAAAGGCGAUCCAAGGAGGUCUCAACAGAACCUCAUGAUGGAAAGCAAGUCUUCAGCGGAAGCUUCGAGCAUCACGUUGAACGAAGGCAUGGAUCGGUAUCUCGAGCCACCGUCCGCCCACCCAGUCUACGGGAACUAUACAGAGGAUGUGCCCCUACAAGAGCAGCAGAGCCUCACUCCCCGAAGGCCUCCCAUGUCUGAAUACCACAACCGAACAUUGUCUGAUCUCGGGCCAGAGAGCAUCGAGGGCAGCCCUAUCGACUCACCACACCAUUCGCACUACCCUCCCUUUGGCCCUCGAGCGAACUCUGCCAUGUCAGAUGCCGGCACGAUGAACAACUCACCCUACAACUCUGGCUCGCCAUACCCGGGCGGCUCCCCAUAUCCCGCGGGCACACCCUGGAGGAGUCAGGAGACGCUCAGGCCGCUGGUGCCCGAUGCUCCUCAGACAUAUAUGAGGAGGGACUGGGUCAAAGACGGCUCAAUUGCUCAGUUGAAGUCGAGAGAUGACAAAGAAUUCAUCUACGGCUGGAAGAAGUGGUUGUUCAGGUGGGUGGCACCAGUACUGGGAAUAACCACUCUUGCUUUAUACUGGGUCUACUUUGGCAUGCGAAUUACCUUUGUCGUCCAAGCCCAGACCAAGUUCCACGCACCCUUUCCUUUGGCCUGGGUGUUCAUUGCCAUUGAAAUUAGCGUUGCGAUUCCAAUCUUUAUGCAGACCUUUUGGUCGCUCUUCAUCAUGAAGAAGAGACGGCGACCUCAGCUUCGACUGGUCGGCAACGACGUUCCCACAGUCGAUGUUUUCAUCACCUGUUGCGGCGAAGACGACGACGUCAUUCUCGACACGGUACGAGCAUCUUGUGAUUUGGACUAUCCCAUGGAUCGGUUCCGUGUUGUGUUGUUGGAUGACGGGAAAUCAGACCACCUCAAGCAAGUACUGAACGACAUGCGCGAGCUCUUCCCCAAUUUGUACUACAUGCGCCGUCCAAAGUUCCCAGGCGUGCCCCAUCACUUCAAAGCUGGAAAUCUCAACUAUGGUCUGGACGAAGUUCACAACUUGCCAGGAGGUGCCUCCGAAUACAUGGCGGCUUUGGAUGCCGAUAUGAUUCCAGAACAGCACUGGUUGCGAGCCGUUAUGCCACACAUGCUUUUGGAUGAGAAGAUGGGUCUCGCAUGCCCUCCUCAACUUUUCUACAACGUUCCAAAGGGCGACCCUCUCUGCCAAAGUCUUGAUUUCUUCGUCCACGUGUCGGAGCCAGUCAAGGAUGCCAUGGGCGUUGCCUGGUGCACAGGAUCCGGCUACGUCGUUCGAAGGAUGGCUCUCGAUCAAAUUGGAGGGUUUCCUCUGGGUUCGCUCGCCGAAGAUGUAGCAACAUCUACACGUCUGCUCGGUCGGGGCUGGAAGACGGCCUAUAUUCACGAGCCGCUGCAGUUUGGCACCGUGCCCGAAGACUACGGCAGUCACUUGAAGCAACGUACCCGAUGGGCUAUUGGAACAGUCGACACCUCAUUUAAACUGAAAUUCUGUCUCUACGGCGACGAUGUCAAACACAUGACUUUCGCACAGCGAAUGUCGAGCUUUAUCUACGCCUUUCUGAGUUUGUUCAACAUCUUCUUGACGCUUUCAAUCUUCGCCAUGCCCAUCGUCCUCAUUAUCAACAAGCCUCUCGUGGCCUACUCCAACAACGACGAACUCAGAUUGCUGAUCAGAACAUGUUUCGCGCUCACCAUCUGUAACCGUCUGUGUGAAUUUGUCCUCUAUAUCCCUGCUGGAUAUCACACUGGACAGCGGGGCAGCCGGUCACAGCUGUGGAUGAGCCCCUACAUUGCGCUGACCAUCAUCCGCUCCUUCAUUCUCCCCACAUGGCUCGGUGGCCAAACUCAGGCCUUCAAGCCUACCGGCAGUCUCCAAUCCGCUCUGAACGAGCGAAAUCCCAAGUUGAGAGCGCCCAUGUGGCGACGGAUAUGGACAGUCAUGGUCAAUUAUCUUGCUGGAUUUCAUGUCGCAUACGUUUACUGGGUUCUGGUUGCCGUCACGCUGUCAAGUUAUCGAGCGUUCCUUCAGCAUGGAGUUAGAGCCAAGCUGAUCGAGAAUCUAACUCAUGCAUGGUGGGUGCCCUUGUCUUGGAUAAUGGUUGUAUCUUCCUUCUGGAUCCCGUUCACUUAUGCCGUUGACCCACCAUCGAUGCCUGAUCGCGAGUCUCUGCUCGUUCGAGACCCCAAGACCGGCGUUGCGCAUCCUACCAAGGAAAGUAAGACGAUUGCUUUCCGCGGCCAGACGUUGUGGUUCGAAUUCGAGUACACCUUCACCACAGUCUUUACCUCUGUCAUCUUCGCGGCCACGUUCUUCUACAUCUAG
Exophiala spinifera is the source of this 2373-nucleotide messenger RNA. RefSeq lists its product as uncharacterized. The record is from RefSeq and is a predicted model, not a curated record. Bases 1 to 2373 code for a protein of 790 amino acids. Lineage: Eukaryota; Fungi; Ascomycota; Eurotiomycetes; Chaetothyriales; Herpotrichiellaceae. The transcript is spliced from 2 exons.